AUGUUAGCUAUUAGUUGUAGUUCAUCAUCGUCGUCAGAUGAUUCACCUGUUACAACUAGAAAGAGUGGACAUUCAGUUAGAAGAAAAUUGAUAGAUAAACAAAAGAAGAUGCUCGGUGUCGCCGCUAAAUAUAGUAAUUUGGAUGGUGCAAGUUCAGAUCGCAUACAGACUGCCGACGAUGACUUUGAUGAUGAUGACGACUUUGAUAUCAAUGGCAGAGCUGAUGCCGAAGAGGAGGAAGAGGAAUACGAGGCUUACGAUGAAGCAGGUGAUGACGAUGAUUUUGAUGACGACGAUGAGGAGUUCCUCCCGAUCUCUCCAAUGUCAUCGCCCGUCAUCACAACAUCGGCAACAACAACAGCAGCAGAGCUACUCAAGGAUACAGACGUUGGCAGCAAUGACAGUCCUGUCUCUGGCAAUGCAUCAUCACACUCGUCGAAUCACUUCCUCUCAGACUCUGAUGCAGAUUACAAUCCACUCAACAGAGAACAAGAUGACAGUGGCGAAGUACCACUCGUUAGAUUGUUCCAAAAGUUCUUGAAUAGAGAAGCACUAAAGAAUCUAAAACAAAGACAUGCACAACUCAACUCUAAGCUACUACGACUCAAGAAGGUGGUAGAUAACGUCAAACUAAAAGACAGAGGACAGCAGCUAAGAAAAGAGAAAGAGAAAAUUAAAGAGUUGAUCAAGCUAAAGAAGAAUCAAUUAAAUGAUCAAAUGAAUGCACCACCAUUUUUGAGAUUGAUGGACAAGUUUGCUUUCACACUCGGUCUGAUUGUUUUGAUGGUUUCAGAGUUUGUGUUGUUACGUGCACCAGAGUAUAUUGAGGCAUACCUCGUACCGAUUCUUCUCUACUUUUUCUGGCAGGCAUUCUACAUCAUCAAAACCGAGUAUAUCGAUGAAGUUAAACUGGCAAACGAUCAAGACAUUAUGACAUCUUCACGUUGGAUGUCAGUUAAGCAACCACACCCAAUCUACAAACUUCUCAAAUCUCGUGGAAUCAAUGUUUCACCAGUUGUAGUUUUAAUGAUUACACAACUUAUCUAUACAUUCGGCACAUUGAUUGCACUUCCAUUCUUUAUGAAUUCAUUCAUUGCACACUCAUCAUUCUUGUUUUUCAUUUUUAUCUUUGAGAAUUUGAUUGAAUCUUUCAUAACAUUGAUAAAUAUGUCUGUCCCUGUAUUCUUUGAUCUCUACGGUUUGGUAAUAAAACUUUAUAUUCUAAAUCUACUAUAA
Heterostelium album PN500 is the source of this 1236-nucleotide messenger RNA. RefSeq lists its product as uncharacterized. The coding region runs from base 1 to 1236 and encodes 411 amino acids. Gene Ontology annotation, biological process: phosphatidylcholine biosynthetic process. The record is from RefSeq and is a predicted model, not a curated record. The transcript is spliced from 6 exons. Lineage: Eukaryota; Evosea; Eumycetozoa; Acytosteliales; Acytosteliaceae.